Molecule: messenger RNA, 1187 nt
Organism: Phragmites australis (common reed)
Lineage: Eukaryota; Viridiplantae; Streptophyta; Magnoliopsida; Poales; Poaceae
Product: protein IRON-RELATED TRANSCRIPTION FACTOR 2-like
Exons: 4
Coding region: 165-983 (272 amino acids)
Biological process (GO): regulation of transcription by RNA polymerase II
Cellular component (GO): RNA polymerase II transcription regulator complex
Molecular function (GO): RNA polymerase II transcription regulatory region sequence-specific DNA binding; protein dimerization activity; DNA-binding transcription factor activity, RNA polymerase II-specific
Source: RefSeq, a predicted model, not a curated record
CACUAAUCACCAUCUCUCAACAAAAUUCAAUUGGGUCCCUUCCCCUCCCUACUGUUUCGGCUUCGCAAAGAAUAAUAAUCCCAUAGGCUUUCCUCUUUCACCUUCCCUGAUCCCUCCACGAACAGCAGCAACAUCACAGCAGGUAGCAGCUGGCAACAAGCGGCAUGGACCACCAGCUGUGCGACGACCCCUUCGCGAGCAGCAUCUCGUCGUUGGAGGCGGAGAUGGUCUUCUCCGGCGGCCAGAUGCCGUCGCUUCCGUGGCCGGACCUCGACCUCGACGACGAUGACAUCCACGACCUCUCCGCGCCGGCCGCCAACGCCACCUCCUCGGGCGGCUACGGCUCGGGCGGCUCCGGCUCCAACAGGAAGCUCAGCCACAACGCGUACGAGCGCGACCGCCGGAAGCAGCUCAACGAGCUCUACUCCUCGCUCCGCUCCCUCCUCCCCGACGCCGAUCACACCAAGAAGCUGAGCAUUCCCACCACGGUGUCUCGAGUCCUCAAGUACAUCCCCGAGCUGCAGAAGCAGGUGGCCAACCUGGAGAGGAGGAAGAAGGAGCUCACGAGCGCCAACUGCAAACCAGGAGUUCUGAACACGAGCGCGAGCAUAACUCCCAUUGUCUCAGCUACUUGCUUCAACGACAUGGAGAUCAUGGUUCAGGUCAGCCUGCUCAGCAAUGUGGCUGCUACAACUCUUCCUCCCUCCAAGUGUAUAAAAGUGUUGGAGAACGAAGGCCUUCACCUCAUCAGUUCAUCAACUUACUCAACCUUUGAGAACAGGACAUUCUACAGCCUCCACUUCCAGAGAAGUCGAACAACGAUGAAGAAGGAGUGUCCAGCAUUCUGUCAUGAAUUGGAGAGGGUCGUCAUGAAGACAGCAGCACAAGGAGGGAAGGGAAACUAUACUUACCGCAUGUUGACUUUUGGAGACAAUACCAAUGGAUAUCUUCGCCAGGAAUUGACGAUGGAGGUCCAGCAAUAGAAUUGGUGCACCAUAAUGGAUAUUUACUAUUUGUUAUAUCUCUUUUCUAUGGAGGGUGAGUUAUGGCUAUGUGGUAGAUGGAGUCUACAUCAUAGCAAAAACUUUAUAAUAAUUAUCGGCCAGAUACAUCUCUGAAUGUAGAGGCUGGGAUAGCUUGUUGAAUGUUAUUCCAUUAUUAGAAAAAGUCAGGAAUGUAACUCUAUU